AUGCCGUUAAUCAACCCCAAUGAUUAUAAUUCAAAUGUUAUUAUUCAUAGAUAUAAAACUCAAAUGAAUCCAAAUAUUCAGAAUUUUUUCAAAAAAUGUCAACAAUUAAUUCAUUUUCAAGUGUUCUCAUCAUUUAUACGUUCGUCGUCGUCGACGUCCUCCUCCUCCUCAUCAGCAUCAUCAUUAAUGCCUGGACAUAUUCCAGUAAUGAAAUCAGAAAUUAUUCAGUAUACUCAACCAAAACCUGGUCAAAUUUAUUUAGAUAUGACUUUUGGUACAGGUGGUCAUGCUAAUGAAAUAUUGAAAUAUGCUGAAAAUAAUUUAACAUGUUACUUUUUAGAUCGUGAUCCAACUAGCUAUCAAUAUAUGGAAUCACUUCGUGCACAUUAUAGUUUAUCAAAUCAUAAAAUCUAUCCACUUAUUGGAAAAUUUAGUGAUCUACCACAAUUAUUAUCGUCAUCAUCAUCAUCAUCAAAUCAAUAUGAUUUGAAAUAUCAAUCAGUUGAUUUAAUUUUGAUGGAUUUAGGCGUAAGUUCACCACAAUUGGACAUGGAAUCACGUGGAUUUGGUUUUAAACAUAAUUCUUCACCAUUAGAUAUGCGUAUGAAUCAAUGUCAUGGUGUACAAAAAGACACACCAACUGCCGCUGAUAUAGUGAAUACAUUGAAUGCUGAUGAAUUAUCCACAAUAUUUAAUAUUUAUGGUGAAGAACGUUAUUCACAACGUAUUGCUAAUGCAAUUGUUGAUUAUAGACAUGAUGUUGGUUUUAUACAAACAACAAAACAAUUAGCUGAUUUAAUUCAGUCUGUUGUACCAAUGAAUAAAUCAGAUAGUGGUUUUAUUCAUCCAGCAACACGUGUAUUUCAAGCAUUACGUAUAUUUAUUAAUGAUGAAUUGAAUGAAUUGUGUAUUGGUUUAGAAUUAGCUGUAUCUUUGUUAAAAUCUAAUGGAUAUUUAGUGAUAUUAUCAUUUCAUUCAUUAGAAGAUCGUUUAAUUAAAUGGGCAUUUCAUUAUCAGGAUAGCUGUAAACAUUUAUCUUUAUCGAAAUAUUUAUUACAACGAAGUCAACAAUUUCAUUGUACUACUACUAAAAACCAAAGACGUGAAUAUUUCAAUGAUGAUAAAUUUGAUAAAAACUUGGGUGAUGAACAAUUAAAACCAAAAUGGAGUUGUGUUAUCGGACCUUUGACUCCUUCCAAUGCAGAGAUCGAGACGAAUCCAAGAAGUCGUUCAGCUAAAUUACGUAUAGCAAAGAAAGCAUAAACUUUGGGUGAUGCGUGGGGGGGGGGUGGUCUGGUCGUAAAAGAACAGAUGAGGAAAUCAAAUCGACUGUGUAUUAUUGAACACUCUUUCUAUGUAUUGUACAGAGUUUUGUUAAUUCAUUGUCAUUUGUACAUAUCAAUCAGUUUGUUUUGCAUAUAUACAAUUUUGUACACCUUUUUUU
This is a messenger RNA of Schistosoma turkestanicum, 1444 nucleotides long. The record is from the annotation of a GenBank genome assembly. Lineage: Eukaryota; Metazoa; Platyhelminthes; Trematoda; Strigeidida; Schistosomatidae.